AUGUCCAAGUUCUACGACUUAACCCCACUCGAUAGCAAAGGAAACCCAUACCCGUUUUCAGAAUUGAAGGGUAAAGUUGUCCUUAUUGUCAAUGUUGCUUCAAAAUGUGGCUUUACUCCUCAAUACGAAGGGCUCGAGAAGUUGAACAAAGAGUUUGAAGGUAAACCAGUUCAAAUUUUGGGCUUUCCAUGCAACCAAUUUGGAAACCAAGAACCGGGUUCAAAUGAGGAGAUUGGAUCUUUUUGCAAGUUGAAUUAUGGUGUUACAUUCCCCGUUUUAGCCAAGGUUGAUGUCAAUGGUAACAAUGCCUCACCAGUUUAUCAAUACUUGAAGAGCCAGAAGUCAGGUUUAUUAGGAUUGACCAGAAUCAAAUGGAAUUUUGAAAAAUUUUUGAUUGAUCAGAACGGAAAUGUUGUUGAGAGAUUUAGUUCAUUGGCCAAGCCAGCGGAUAUUGCACCAAAGAUUGAAAACUUGUUGAAGAAUAACAAGUGA
This is a messenger RNA of Lodderomyces parapsilosis, 492 nucleotides long. RefSeq names its product glutathione peroxidase. The transcript has a single exon. The record is from RefSeq and is a predicted model, not a curated record. Bases 1 to 492 code for a protein of 163 amino acids. Gene Ontology annotation, biological process: response to oxidative stress. Gene Ontology annotation, molecular function: glutathione peroxidase activity. NCBI's taxonomy places the organism in Eukaryota, Fungi, Ascomycota, Pichiomycetes, Serinales, Debaryomycetaceae.